UAUCAGUGUUCUAGUUACGUCCCCUGACCUCCUGUAAUCUUUUUAUUUACUAUCUGCGAAGUCGUAAGCUUCAGUCAGCAGCUCCUGUCCCAUAAUAAACAAGCGUUCAUCGAACUUCCAAUCAUGGCCAACCGAGACAAAGUUAGCGACCAACUUAAGCAUUACAAGGAAGAUCAUCCGAGACCUGACACAAUGACAACUGGCACCGGUGCUCCUGUUGGAAACAAAACAGCUUCUUUGACUGUCGGUCCAAGAGGUCCAAUUUUGUUACAAGACUUUGUGUUCACUGAUGAAAUGGCACAUUUCAACAGAGAAAGAAUUCCUGAAAGAGUUGUUCAUGCAAAAGGAGCUGGAGCUUUUGGUUACUUUGAAACUACUCAUGAUAUUAGGAAAUAUUGCAAAGCAGCUCCUUUUCAGACAAUUGGUAAAAGAACAAAAGUUGGAAUACGGUUUUCAACAGUAGGUGGUGAAAGUGGAUCAGCUGACACAGCCCGGGAUCCCCGAGGAUUUGCAGUUAAAUUUUACACUGAAGAUGGAAAUUGGGAUCUUGUUGGCAACAAUACUCCUAUUUUCUUCAUCAGAGAUCCAAUUUUGUUCCCCAGUUUUAUACACACACAGAAAAGAAACCCAAAAACACAUUGUAAGGAUCCAGAUAUGUUUUGGGACUUCAUUACUCUGCGGCCUGAAACUACUCAUCAAGUAUGUUUUCUGUUCUCUGAUCGUGGCACACCAGAUGGCUAUCGCAGAAUGAAUGGUUAUGGAAGUCAUACAUUUAAGAUGGUCAACCAAAACAGUGAAGCUGUCUAUUGUAAAUUUCAUUUUAAAACAAAUCAAGGUAUAAAGAAUUUAAUGGCUGAUAAAGCAGCCGGGCUGUCUGCAAGUGACCCAGAUUAUGCCAUCAGAGACUUACACAAUGCAAUUGAGAAUAGUAAUUUCCCUUCAUGGACUCUGUACAUUCAAGUGAUGACAUUUAAAGAAGCUGAAAACUUCCGAUGGAACCCAUUUGAUUUAACUAAAAUCUGGCCCCAUAGUGAGUUUCCACUAAUACCUGUUGGACGCAUGGUUCUUGACACCAAUCCCAAAAAUUAUUUUGCUGAAGUUGAACAGAUUGCUUUCUCACCUGCACAUAUGAUUCCAGGAAUUGAACCAAGCCCAGAUAAAAUGUUACAAGGUCGCCUGUAUUCCUACUCUGAUACCCAUCGGCAUCGCUUAGGUUCUAACUAUCUCCAGCUACCAGUCAAUUGUCCUUUUAGAAGCCGUUUAGCCAACUAUCAAAGGGACGGACCUCAGUGUGUAACUGACAACCAAGGAGGAACUCCCAAUUAUUACCCUAACAGUUUUUCUGGCCCUGUUGAUGAUAUUCAAUACGUGGAGAAGCCAUUUUUAGCUUCUGGAGAUGUUCAGCGUUACAAUACUCAAGACACUGACAACUAUUCUCAAGUUGGAACAUUUUGGCUGAAGGUAUUGUCAUCAGCUGAACGUGAAAGACUUGUGGAGAACAUUGCUAAUCAUUUGAUUGAUGCCCAAGAGUUUAUUCAAAAGCGUGCUGUGUACAAUUUUGGACAAGUGAAUUCAGAAUUUGGCCAUAAGCUACAAGCCAAACUGGACAGUUUGAAGUCUUCGAAAUAUAUGAGUUCCCAAUUAAUUGUGUCAAACUUAUAGACCAAAGAGAAAGAGAAAAAUGAAAAAGCAAAAUGACAAAACCUAUUCAGUAAUUCAUGAUUCCUGGCUGAUCAAAAGAUGCUGAAACUAUUGAAUUUUAAUUUCAGAUAUCUUAUUCUUAAUUGAAACUAGAUCCUAUUGAAGCACUUAAAAUAGGUUUCAUUAGCAAUAUAAUACAAAAUAAUUAAGAAAACCCAAUGAUAUAUUGAUUGUUUAACAGUUUUGUUUUUAUUUCACUAAUUAUAUAUUCAUGCUUUAAAACUGUGAUCUUAAACUGCAAAACAUGCAAUAGGCUAAUAUAAUAAAAUCAUAUUCUAUUAGCUGUAAUUAAUUUCCUACAAGAUUUAAAUUAUUAUUGCAAGGAACAUGCUGAAAUACUACUGUGAUUAUUUUUCUAGUAUUUUAUUCAAUAAAUUUAUUUUAUUCCAACUUAUUUUAAAUUUUGGCCAGAUGAUUUAUAUCUUUUUAUAAUGAUUGACUAAUGUCUGUCAAUCAAUGCACACAGGCAGCUAACAGUUAUUUUCUUAAUUCACAUUUUUAUGUAUUAGUAACUUGAAAUCAAGAUUAGUAGUUAAAAGAAUAAUAUGGUUGCUAUUUUUGUAAGAAAAAUUCAAAUUUAUCAAUAUAAGAAACACAUACAAAUCAAUUUUAACCAAUACUUUAAUAAAUUCUUAAUCCAAAAUAUUUCAACAUGAAAAACAGUGUAAAAGACAACAAUAGAAAAUCAGUUUAAAUUACAACUGUUCACACAACCUAUAUAGACAAAUAAGCAAAAACUUAAAAUUAAAUUUUAUUUGUGAUAUAUAUAUAUACAUAUAUAAGUCCACUAGGUAAGAUAAUUUCAUUUAAAGCACUAAGUAUGUAACUUUAUAUUCUUUGGCUUUUGUAUAAUAUUCUAGUUUUACUGAUUCUAAUACAAUUAGAAUUACUAAAUGAGACAUAAGUCGUUAAAAAUAUACAAAAAAUGAUUUAAUGUUGAGGUAUUCAUGCAAGGCCUAAAGAGAAGGGUAUAAUGAGUACAUCAGUCUGGAGCCUAGACAGCUACAUAGGGGAACCUGUAACUGUCUGCCAGGCCCUUUCCUAAAACCUCACAACCCCUUAAAUUUUGAGAGCAUUUUUGCUCUAGUUUCAAAAUUUUCUCUGUGGGGCACUGCAUUCAUGCAAUUUUUAAGGCAUUAGUGAAGUAGAUUAAGCUUCUCUAACCAUGAAGGAAAUGAAGCCACAAGCUUUUGGAGAUGGGGAAAACAAUGUUCUAUGUAAAUUUAAAUAAAGAUUAAUUUUUGCAAAAUA
Messenger RNA from Octopus sinensis (East Asian common octopus), 2952 nucleotides. RefSeq names its product catalase. Gene Ontology annotation, biological process: response to hydrogen peroxide; hydrogen peroxide catabolic process. The record is from RefSeq and is a predicted model, not a curated record. The coding region runs from base 124 to 1662 and encodes 512 amino acids. Gene Ontology annotation, cellular component: cytoplasm; peroxisome; mitochondrion. NCBI's taxonomy places the organism in Eukaryota, Metazoa, Mollusca, Cephalopoda, Octopoda, Octopodidae. The transcript has 12 exons. Gene Ontology annotation, molecular function: heme binding; catalase activity.